This is a messenger RNA of Pestalotiopsis fici W106-1, 870 nucleotides long. RefSeq lists its product as uncharacterized. The record is from RefSeq and is a predicted model, not a curated record. Lineage: Eukaryota; Fungi; Ascomycota; Sordariomycetes; Amphisphaeriales; Sporocadaceae. Gene Ontology annotation, molecular function: oxidoreductase activity, acting on NAD(P)H, oxygen as acceptor. Bases 1 to 870 code for a protein of 289 amino acids. The transcript is spliced from 4 exons. Gene Ontology annotation, cellular component: intracellular anatomical structure.
AUGAAAGAGGAAAACGUUCACGCCUCCAAGUUUCGGGAGGCCAAGCCCUCACAGGGCAAUCCCUCUGCGCCCGUGUCUGAAUUGUUCAGUCUUGCCGACCGCACCAUUAUCAUUACUGGAGCAAGUGGGUUUUUGGGCACGACAGUUGCUCAGAGUGUCAUGGAGAGCGGCGGUGAUGUCGUGUGCCUUGACAUUAUGGAUUCUCCGAAAUCAGCUGAAUGGUCGGCGGUCGAGGCAGCGGCUUCAAAAUUUCAGUGCAACUUGACCUACUACCAAUGCAAUGUCCGAGACGCUUCUGGAAUCACCGACACGUUUGCAAAAUUUGUGCCGACGCUGCGCAGUCCCAUCCGAGGCCUUGUCGCCUGUGCUGGUGUUUCCGAUAAUGGGCCUGCGACGGACUUUCCGGCCGAGUCUUUUCGCCGGCUUUUGGAUAUCAACGUGACUGGCACGUACUUGGUCGCCCAGGCCGUGGCCCGGGAAGUGAUCAAGACGGGUGUCUCGGCCAGUCUGGUUUUGGUUGCUAGCAUGAGCGGCCAUGUCUCCAACAAGGGAGUUGAUACGGCUGGCUACAACUCGUCCAAAGCUGCUGUCCACCAGCUCGCUCGAUCAUUGGCGGCCGAAUGGGGCUCGCGGAUAGGUAUACCACUAAUUCGUGUCAACUCGCUAUCUCCUGGUUAUAUCCGAACUGCGGCAACGGCAGAGGCUUUGAAAAAACCUGGUAUGGAGAGUCAAUGGGUUGGCGAUAAUAUGCUGUACCGUCUCAGUACCGUAGACGAGUUCCGAGCACCCAUUCUUUUCAUGCUGGGCGAUGGUAGUAGUUUCAUGACGGGUGCUGAUUUGAGGGUAGAUGGUGGUCAUUGCGCAUGGUAA